AUGGCUACAUCCCCUUUGCCUGCCGAAGACUUCAAGGCAUUCGCCGAACAUCAGAAAAAGCUGCUAUUAGAGGAGACCGAGCAAUUCUUCAGUAGACACAAUCUGCAGUUGAAAAAAUAUGUUCUCCCCGUACCCCUGCCUUCUUGGGCUAAAUCACUCGACCAGGUCCUCGACACUGGCGUUGAGCAUGAGCCAUACACGACCAUCUACCGCCACCAACAUUUCCUGAAGGCGCGCGUUUUGCGCAAUUGGUCGUAUAUAGAAACGAUAUGGAACGUCUCUGGGAACCCAAGAAAUAAAAACAUCCCAUUUGACCUUCGGCCACUCACGCGAGAGAUUAUCAAUCAACUCGACGCUACAAACACUGAUAUUGUAGACCCAGAGUUCUCGGGGCUAUUGGUCACGCUGAAUACUCAGCCCUUCAUUUCGAACGUGUCUAAAGACCUUCCAAAUGGAACCAUCGGCACGCAACAUCACAACAAAUCAAACCAAAAUGACCAAGCAUCAAAGGAUGGCAAAAACGGCGGUUCUUCAAAGAAUUUGCCGGCACAAGUCGGCAGUGCAGAUUAUAAGGCAAGUGGUAAUCCUGAUGGCCCUCACGCGAAAAGUAAGAUUAUCGCUGGAGCCAUUGUGGAAUGCCUUAUGACGAACGAACGUUGCAUCCGCUGUAUAUGGCUACACCCUCACCUAUCUAAACAUAGCUCAAGGGUGCUUUUGCAGGCAUUCCUUCCCAGACUUAUGCUGGAAAUGUUCAACGUCCCCUCCGUGAUGACGGAGAAUGGGCCGUCCACGUAUCACAAGUUCGCUUAUGCCAUGCACAACGAUCUCGACAUGUUCCCGAGACAAUGUUGGCUGCUACUGGCAAGUAUCAAGAAGAUGUCGCUCCCGCGCCACUAUGAACCGUCAACGUUCGAUGAACACCCGGUAGAGUUGGAGUACGGGGAGUGUCACAUGGACGAGGCCGGGCACUUACUGCUGCCAGAAUUCUCAGGUAUUGUAGACGAUGGUGUGCUGACGUCUGUGGGAUCCGAAAACUCUGUACGUAGCGUGGCGUGCAACUGCUACAACGAGAAGAUGAAAAAGAGUGUGGACGCACAGGCCUGGCUAGACCGCUUAGUCGGAUGCACGGAGAGUUACAUGUGCAUACUACUACCGAAGAGAUGCGAGCGCGAGGCUUUGGGGCUAAGCCAACGCGACGGAUGGCGCGAUCUAAUUCUUGACGGGCUGGAUCGUUCCCUACUCGAGGAGUUGUUGGAACUCCUACCGGUUGAUUCCCGGGACAGGUUUUCACACCUGUAUGACCCCGAGGUUGCAACAGUCAAUGUGCGAUGCAACGCCAACCUCAACAGUGAUUUAGAGGAGUGGUGCAAGUUGCGUAGCGAGGAUUUGAUAGACGUAACCAGUGACACGGAAAUGUACAUGAACGUAGGCGUUGGUGAAGAUGAUUAUAAUGUAAAUCCCAACGGCAAGCGUUCGCGAUCCCGCGUGUAG
Messenger RNA from Babesia sp. Xinjiang, 1491 nucleotides. RefSeq lists its product as uncharacterized. The record is from RefSeq and is a predicted model, not a curated record. NCBI's taxonomy places the organism in Eukaryota, Apicomplexa, Aconoidasida, Piroplasmida, Babesiidae. The coding region runs from base 1 to 1491 and encodes 496 amino acids. The transcript is spliced from 3 exons.